Messenger RNA from Histoplasma mississippiense, 525 nucleotides. RefSeq names its product mitochondrial 54S ribosomal protein YmL47. Gene Ontology annotation, biological process: mitochondrial translation. The transcript is spliced from 3 exons. NCBI's taxonomy places the organism in Eukaryota, Fungi, Ascomycota, Eurotiomycetes, Onygenales, Ajellomycetaceae. The record is from RefSeq and is a predicted model, not a curated record. Gene Ontology annotation, cellular component: mitochondrial large ribosomal subunit; ribosome. Gene Ontology annotation, molecular function: rRNA binding; structural constituent of ribosome. Bases 1 to 525 code for a protein of 174 amino acids.
AUGACCCCCCGAUUAAAUAUUUUCCAGGGGCUUCAGUUAAACUCUCUGCGAUCUACAUCUUCCACGACCUUACCCGCUUCCGCACGAUGUUUCUCCACGACCUUCCCAUCCUUCAACUGGCUAGUCCCAAAACACCGCGAGAAACGGAAGUCGCAAAAGGGCCGUCCUCGAAUGCCCACCGGUGGUUCCUCCCGGGGAACAACGGUCAUCUGGGGCGACUAUGGCCUUCGGAUGAAGGAUCAUGACCGUCGAGUGUCGGCAGAUCAGCUGAAGAUCGGCUAUGAAACGAUCCAGAAACGACUCAGAGGCAUGAAGUACAAAUUCUACCCACGAGUAGCUGCUAAUAUCGGUGUCUAUACAAGUGGUAACGAGCAGCGUAUGGGGAAGGGCAAGGGUAAAUUCGAUUAUUGGGCUGCAAGAGUCGCGGUUAAUCGAAUCAUUUUCGAGCUGAAGGGGGAUCUCCAUGAGAAGGUGGCGCGGGAGGCGUUUAGGUUGGCAGCGGCCAAGAUGCCUGACUGGCUGUAG